UACGGACAGGGAGUUGAUUUCUUUGUGGAGUUUCUCUGUGUUUUCUUGUUUUGCUCACGUGCGAAGUGAAAAAGACUAUAUACAUUUUCUUUCCCUUCUUUCUCCUGGAUAUUCAGUUUCUUCUUCCUGUUGGGAUUUUCCUGAUUUUUUUCCCCCCCUCACUGCCUGCUCCUCUGGGGGCUUAUCAGCGCUUCCUUUCCCCCUUUGCUCUCCUUCUCCUCUUCCUCCCGUCUUCCUUUGUGCCCUGUCUCCCUGUGUGUGGUUUUUUGGGCUAUGCUCUCCUCACCAACUGUGAUUCUCCAGCCUUAUGGACUCCCCGUCUACCCACAGACCACCACAUGCUACCCCAGCAUAGUCCAGGGGGCCCCCACCCAGGAGGCGGGCCCAGGUAGCGGGGACCCGGCCCUGCCCCAGGUCUACGCUCCGCCCCCCUCUUACCCCCCGCCCGGUCAGGUUCCCCCCGCCUCCGCGAGCCGCCUGCCGGCGCUGGACUUCACCUCUGCCCACCCCAGCUCAGAGUACCCCGAGCACCCCCAGCUCCGGGUCUACCAGGGCCCCCAGCACGACGGGGCCGACACCCUGACCGUCAGCAACACGGAGGACGCCUUGGCCCCGGUGACCUCUGACCCCCAGUCCCUCAGCGUGUCUGUGUCAUCGGGGGGCGGAGCAGGAAGUGGGAGUGAGGAGGAAGGGUCAAGCAAGACCCAACCGAAACGCCUCCACGUCUCCAACAUCCCUUUUCGCUUCAGAGAUCCAGACCUCCGCCAGAUGUUUGGGCAAUUUGGGAAAAUCCUGGAUGUUGAAAUCAUCUUUAAUGAGCGGGGGUCAAAGGGUUUUGGAUUCGUCACUUUCGAGAGCGCUGCCGAAGCCGACCGAGCCAGAGAAAAGCUGAACGGGACGAUCGUGGAAGGGAGAAAGAUUGAGGUUAAUAAUGCAACUGCGAGAGUCGUUACCAAGAAGCCCCAGGCGCCUCUUGUGAAUGGUGAAAUUUCGACUUCUGGGUGGAAGAUCAACCCUGUGAUGGGGGCCAUGUAUGCACCUGAACUGUACACAGUUGCCAGUUUUCCCUACCCGGUAGCCACUCCCACCUUGGCGUACCGGGGCUCAGCGCUGCGGGGUCGAGGUCGAGCCGUCUACAACACCAUCCGCUCGGCUGCCGCCACACCCGCGGCCGUGCCCGCCUACCCCGGGGUUGUCUAUCAGGAUGGACUGUACGGAGCAGAAGUUUAUAGUGGAUACCCUGCAGCCUACAGAGUGGCUCAGUCAGCGUCUGCUGCCACGGCAGCCUACAGUGACGGGUACGGACGGGUUUACGCCACGGCCGCCGAUCCCUACCACCACUCAGUCGGACCCACGACGACGUACGGAGUGGGCACGAUGGCCAGUUUAUACCGGGGAGGAUACAACCGCUUCACCCCGUACUGAGUCCGCCUGCAGGGGGAAGACGUCUCCCUCCUGAACUCUGAUCCGGCGUCGCUGCAGGACCGGUCAUGAGACCUCGGACACGUAGGGGAGGAGGGAAGAAAGAAAGAAAGAAAGAAAGAAAAAAAAAA
Messenger RNA from Salarias fasciatus (jewelled blenny), 1553 nucleotides. RefSeq names its product RNA binding fox-1 homolog 1, like (gene rbfox1l). The transcript has 12 exons. Gene Ontology annotation, biological process: regulation of alternative mRNA splicing, via spliceosome; nervous system development. Gene Ontology annotation, molecular function: mRNA binding. Gene Ontology annotation, cellular component: nucleus; cytoplasm. The record is from RefSeq and is a predicted model, not a curated record. Lineage: Eukaryota; Metazoa; Chordata; Actinopteri; Blenniiformes; Blenniidae. The coding region runs from base 274 to 1425 and encodes 383 amino acids.